UGAAAUGGGACCGGUCACGGUGAUACAAGUUUGAAGUCUAAACGUCAAAAAUUUAAGCGCAAAGGCUGACUAACUCAGCCACCCACUUUGUGCAUUGUAGUCAUCGCUUUCGCUUGGAUUCAACUCUGCGAAUCCUCUGCAUCAUCAGCCGGGUCUACUCAGUUGAACUUGAAGGCACUGUUACUGGAGCAUCAGAUUUAAAAUCCUAGAGAAAUGGCUGUAGUUGCUUCUGCUCCUGGAAAGGUUUUGAUGACUGGGGGUUAUCUUGUUCUGGAGAGGCCUAAUGCUGGAAUUGUGCUUAGUACAAAUGCUCGUUUUUAUGCAAUUGUGAAGCCACUUUAUGAGGAAGUCAAACCUGAAAGCUGGGCAUGGGCAUGGGCAGAUGUGAAACUAACUUCUCCUCAAAUGGCAAGAGAAACUAUGUACAAAAUGUCACUUAAGCAUUUAACACUUCAGUGUGUUUCUUCAAGUCCAUCAAGGAAUCCAUUUGUAGAAUAUGCAGUGCAAUACACAUUAGCAGCAUAGUUGUUUUGACCCCUUUAC
This is a messenger RNA of Olea europaea var. sylvestris, 543 nucleotides long. RefSeq names its product phosphomevalonate kinase, peroxisomal-like. The coding region runs from base 214 to 525 and encodes 103 amino acids. The transcript has 5 exons. Gene Ontology annotation, cellular component: peroxisome. NCBI's taxonomy places the organism in Eukaryota, Viridiplantae, Streptophyta, Magnoliopsida, Lamiales, Oleaceae. Gene Ontology annotation, biological process: isopentenyl diphosphate biosynthetic process, mevalonate pathway. The record is from RefSeq and is a predicted model, not a curated record. Gene Ontology annotation, molecular function: phosphomevalonate kinase activity.